AUGAGAACCCACAAUGGAAUACGAAACUUUUCUGGUAAAGGUAUUUCCCUGUGUUUGCUUGUGAAUUGGAAGUGCAGAACAUACUCGGGUGCUUUCAGGAAGUUAGAAUAUGCUCGAUCUUUAACUUGUCAAAAGUAAUUUAUAACAUGUAAUUUCCAACCUACUGUAGGUGUUCAGAAACUGAAUGACGACUGUAGGCGUAUUCAUUCGCAGAAAUCCAACAAGUGGGAUGCAGCUAAAGAUGUCUUGCAAGUCGAGGAAAGGUUAAGAUAUUUGAGUGAUCUACAAAGAACGCCAAGGCAAUACAACAAGAAAGCAGAUGAAUAUUGGUCAGCAGGUAUUUGUGAAAGUCGCAGCAAGCGUCCUCAGUUAUCUAAUCAAGAGCAGGCUGAUGAAAAUGAAGAGGACCUUUCGACUCUUACUUCUGAAGAACUUUGA
This is a messenger RNA of Paramuricea clavata, 438 nucleotides long. The record is from the annotation of a GenBank genome assembly. NCBI's taxonomy places the organism in Eukaryota, Metazoa, Cnidaria, Anthozoa, Malacalcyonacea, Plexauridae.